UCAACUGCCGGCAAUCCCUGCGUGAACCGUGUAUUUCGUGCCGGUAAAGUACAGUCAUCAGUAAGCAGAGAGAGAGAGAGUACGAAACUGGCAGAUGAUGAUCAUAGGGUCCUUUUUAAAUCAGGUGUUCUCUUUUGUGUUUGAACAUGGCUGGGGAAAUGUCCAUUCUGGGGUCAGCUAUCCUUGCUCUUUUUCUGGCUGGUUAUCUGGGACAGCAAUACUUACCACCCCCCAAGCCAAAAGUAAUUGGUAUUGACCUUGGCACUACAUUCUGUUCGGUUGGAGUGUUCCACCCGGGACUGGGGGAGGUGGAGGUGAUUGGUGAUUUGCAGGGACGGAAGAGCAUCCCCAGUGUGGUCUCAUUCACGGUCUCUGGCAUCCAUUCUGGGUAUGAGGGGCAGGACCUGGCUGACGCCAAUCCUCUCAACACCAUCUACGAUGCCAAGAGAUUCAUUGGGAAGCUGUUCACCCCCGAGGACUUGGAAAGGGAAAGCACUCCAUACCAGUUUCAGGUUUUGCAUCGCAAUGGGAGUGCUGAAUUUUCCAUCUCGACCAAUAGAACGUUCACUGUUACUCCGGAGUAUAUCAGCUCCCGCCUGCUGUUAAACAUGAAGAAGAUGGCGGAGCGUCACCUCGGGGUCCUGAUCAGCAAGGCGGUCAUCUCAGUGCCUGCAGAUUUUGAUGAAAGGCAGAGGAACUACACCGUCCGGGCAGCAAACCUAGCAGGUCUGGAGGUCCUGCGUGUUAUCAAUGAGCCCACAGCAGCUGCCAUGGCGUAUGGGCUACACAAGGUAGAUGUGCUCAAUGUGCUGGUGGUGGACCUAGGAGGGGGGACCCUGGACGUCUCCUUAUUAAACAAACAGGGAGGGAUGUUUCUCACCAGAGCUAUGGCAGGUAAUAAUAAGCUGGGAGGACAGGACUUUAACCAGAGGCUGCUGCAGCAUGUAUUUACCCGCGUCCAUGAGCAGUAUGGAGCCCUGCCCUCCCACGAAGGAGACAUUCACACCUUGAGGCAGGCUGUGGAAGCAGCCAAACUCAACCUGACCUUUGGGCAGACCUCCGUGAUCCGAGUGCCCCUCUCCCUGCGGGGCAGCGCGGGCUCCGUUGUUUAUGAGGACGUUCUGACCAGGCAGCUCUUUGAGGAUCUCAACGCAGACCUGUUCCAGAAGAUCCUCACGCCCAUCGAGGAGGUGCUGAGGGAAGGCCGGCUGGACAAGUCGGAAGUGGAUGAGAUCGUUCUGGUUGGGGGUUCCACGAGAAUCCCGCGGAUUCGGCAGAUUAUCGCUCAGUAUUUUGGGAUGGAGCCCAACACGUCCGUGGACCCGGAGCUGGCAGUGGUGACCGGAGUGGCCCUGCAGGCAGGGAUCAUGGGGGGGUCCUGGCCCUUGCAGGUCAGUGCCAUAGAGAUUCCCAACAGACACCUGAGGAAGACCAACUUCUUAUAAUGGUCAAGACACUGGGCACGGGCACGGCAGCCUUACAGGGCAGCUAUUAAAGCUUUCUUUACAGGACUGCGGACUGGGUGGCAGGAUAGAUUUAUUUAUUUAUACUUCAGGGUGUCUGGUUACCCAUACCUUUAAAAUGUUGAUCCCUUCAUACCAAAAACAGCCUACUGUAAGCAUCAUGUUCAUCAACACGAGAUGUUUCUUGUAAAAGUAAAAGUGUGCCAGUGUGAUUGCUGUCUGUGUGGAAACCAUCCAGUAAGCCCCAGCAUGAAGACAUGCCCUUCCUGGAGCUGGCUCUCCCUGUUUACGGGGUUCAGCUUUGCACCCUUGUAUUAUAGCAGCGCACACACCCUUUACUGUAUAUGGGUUAGGGUUUGGAUUCCAUGAAAGUCUGUGAAGCUUUUAACCUCUAUGCCUCCCCGGAACACCAUGUGAUCGAUGACGUCAUAGAUCUAGGAGUGUCCUCAUUGGUGUAAUUCUUAUACUAUGUUUUUAAUACUCUUUGAGUCUGCAGACACAUGCUUGUGUUUGAAGUACAGUCCUGGAGGAUGUGUUCUCUUCUAAACUUUUAUUUCUAGAAUGGAUAAAAGGACCAAAGCAAAAUGAAAGGUUCUUCUUUUUUGGCAUGAAGGGGGCGAGAUACAGACAGGACUGUUCUGAGUUACUUGAAUGUUAAAAUAUUGAAAGAGUCAGAGCUCACAUCAACAGCCUGGGUAUAUUCAUUUGCUGCUUAGAUCUGGUAAAGUCUCUAAAUCUGCAGCUGUCUCUUCUUCGUGCAGUUUCAUUGUGACAAAGCAUACAAAGUGACCUGUUCUGUACAUGAUGCUUGCUGUGUAAAAAAAUAUCCAGAGAAGGAGAAGAUUGGCAUUAUAAAUGCUGCAUUCCGACUCGUGUGGAGUCCAUUCGAAGUGUUGUUGAAAAUGCUGAUUUUUCCAAGCGACUUUUUUACAGUUGAGUUGCUGUUUCCAUGGAUCAUUUCCAUGGUAAUGUUCUUGAAUGAUUGUUUCCAGUUAUGAUGGGAAAUCCUUUUUUGUGUUCUGACGAGGGGGGCGCAGUAACAUCUCAUCUCAUUGGGAAUGUGUUCUGAGGAGGGGGGUGCAGUCACAUCUCAUUGGGAAUGUGUUCUGACGAGGGGGGCGCAGUAACAUCUCAUUGGGAAUGUGUUCUGACGAGGGGGGCGCAGUAACAUCUCAUUGGGAAUGUGUUCUGACGAGGGGGGCGCAGUAACAUCUCAUCUCAUUGGGAAUGUGUUCUGAGGAGGGGUGCAUUAACAUCUCCUCACAGGGUGAGGGAAAGAAACUGUCAGAUAUGUAAUAUAAUAUAAAGAUAAUAUUUCAUUCCUUUCUCUCUCUUUGUGAAGUCUCUGCCUUAUCAGUGAGUGUUUGGUGUUUGAAUCACUGUUUUGACACUGUAUCCCAUACUGUACAGCUAUGGACAAGAGUUUAGCAUCAUCCUAUAGACUGAACUCACUGUGCUUCAUCAAGUCGAAUGAACCCUGCUGAACAAUGUUACGUUAACAUGUUGAAUUACACACCGCUUUGUAGUACUUGACAUGAUACUUCAUGAAAAACUGACAAAUAAAAGAUGGGACACUUCCAGAUCUAACAUGAAAUACUGUAA
Molecule: messenger RNA, 3065 nt
Organism: Acipenser ruthenus (sterlet)
Lineage: Eukaryota; Metazoa; Chordata; Actinopteri; Acipenseriformes; Acipenseridae
Product: heat shock 70 kDa protein 13-like
Exons: 5
Coding region: 147-1445 (432 amino acids)
Biological process (GO): protein refolding; vesicle-mediated transport; cellular response to unfolded protein
Cellular component (GO): cytosol; cytoplasm; nucleus
Molecular function (GO): ATP hydrolysis activity; ATP-dependent protein folding chaperone; heat shock protein binding
Source: RefSeq, a predicted model, not a curated record